Messenger RNA from Hibiscus syriacus, 1760 nucleotides. Its product is annotated as protein NRT1/ PTR FAMILY 2.7-like. NCBI's taxonomy places the organism in Eukaryota, Viridiplantae, Streptophyta, Magnoliopsida, Malvales, Malvaceae. Bases 11 to 1708 code for a protein of 565 amino acids. Gene Ontology annotation, molecular function: transmembrane transporter activity. The record is from RefSeq and is a predicted model, not a curated record. Gene Ontology annotation, cellular component: plasma membrane. Gene Ontology annotation, biological process: transmembrane transport. The transcript is spliced from 4 exons.
AGUGUCUUCCAUGGAUGAGUUGCAGCAGACGUCGGGAGUUAAUGGCACCUCCACGAAUGGUGACUCUGAAUCACAACCACACAAGUUACGAUCCCGACGUAAUCGUGGUGGUUGGCUCGCCUGUUUCUUUAUUUCAGCAACUUUGACAGGAAUGAUGAUAGCUGGUUGGGGAUGGGUGGCGAAUUUGAUCGUGUAUUUGGUGGGGGUGUUCAAUGUUAAGAGCAUUGACGCCACUCAGGCAGCCAACGUGAUCAACGGUUCCACCAAUCUGAUCCCUAUUCUUGGAGCUGUUUUGGCCGACUCGUUCCUUGGUUCUUUCCGUGUCGUUUCAGUUUCUAUACUUUCCUCUUUACUGGGAAUAAUAAUUCUGACCUUAACAGCAACACUUAGUUACCUGAGGCCACACUGUGAAACCGGUUCAAGCGUGUGCCAUGCUCCAUCCAAGCUCCACUUAGCUGUUCUAUAUUCGGCUAUUACCUUGGCUGCAAUAGGCUUCGGGAUGGUUCGUUUUGCAAUAGGAACAUUGGGAGCCCAUCAAUUUGACAAUCCUAAAGAUCAAGCAAGUUUCUUCAACUGGUUCAUCUUUACCAUGUUUGCAGCCGGUGUUGUUGGUUCCGUAGGAAUCGUCUAUAUUGAGGAUAGUAUUAGUUGGGGACUGGGAUUUGGAAUUUGUGCUGCAAUUAAUUUUGUGUGUUUGGUUAUUUUCUUGGUGGGAAAUCGUUUCUACCGCCAUGAUAAGCCUCAAGGAAGCCCCUACACGAGCUUGGCUCGUGUGAUUGUUGCUGCAACACGAAAGAGAAAACUCUUGGUUUCGUCUGAAAGCAAGGAUUAUCACCAUGAGAUUAAUGAUGGAGAAAACAAAGACAUUGCUACAAUGCCUAAACGGAGCUUCAGGUUCUUGAACCAUGCAGCAAUCAAAACUGAAGGAGACAUUAAUUCAGAUGGAUCGAUAGCCAAGCCAUGGAGAUUAUGCUCUGUUCAACAAGUUGAAGACUUGAAAACUCUCAUUAGAAUUUUCCCAGUAUUUGCGAGCACUGUAUUAUUAUGUACCCCUCUUGCAGUUCAAACCAACACGGCCGUUCUCCAAGCUAUAGCAAUGGAUCGUCACCUCGGCUCCAAUUUCAAGAUCCCCGCCGGUUCAAUCUCGAUCGUGGGUUUAAUCUCCUCGGCCGCCUUCAUCGCCCUGUUAGAUCGGCUUCUAUAUCCCAACUUGAAGAACCUGACCGGCCGAUGGUUAACACCCUUACAAAAAAUCGGAACAGGCCACGUUUUCAACACCCUAAGCUUGGUAAUCGCCGCCGUGGUGGAGUCAAAGAGGCUAAAAACAGCCCGCGAUAACCACCUGCAGGGCCAGCAGGGCGGUGCCGUGGUGCCAAUGCUAGCGUUAUGGCUGUUUCCGCAACUCAUCGUAGUGGGCAUGGGAGAAGCUUUCCAUUAUCCGGGGAACGUGUCAUUGUACUAUCAAGAAUUCCCGGUUUCCAUGAAAAGCGCGGCCACUUCCAUGAUUUCCAUUGCUAUUGGCAUCGCUUUCUAUGUGAGCGCAGCGUUGGUUAGUCUGUUAAGAAACGUCACCGGAUGGUUACCCAAUGAUAUUAACCAAGGAAGAUUAGACAAUGUUUACUGGACGUUCGUGCUGUUGGGCUUUCUUAAUUUCUGUUAUUUUUUACUGUGUGCUAAGUUUUACAGGUAUCAAAAUCUCCAACAAUAAGGGUUUACUGAAUAAUAAAUUUUAAUGAAAUAUUAAAUGUCUCUAUAAAUGA